AUGCUUCUCAAGAAUCUUCUUUUGGCUUCUGUCGUGGCUGCGGCUCCCGCAGACCUGAGAACCGUCAAAUACUGUAGCAGUGUCUUGCAUAUUGCUACAACUACGGUUCAGACCACAUCUACAUCGACGACGGCCAGUACCAAUAUCGUAACGACUACGAUUACAUCAACCGCAUGCCCAGCUCCAACAGCCGUUAAGAAGCGCGAGGCCUUUCCAACCACAGCAGUGAGCAAUGCAUCUCCAUCCAAAGCCAACCUGCCUGGAAUCCAGAAUUGUGGUGGCGCUCCUCUACCAGGCUUCGCUUGCUCACAAAUUUCUUCAGCAUGCAGCUGCUUGAAUUUGCCUACACCAGCCACAACCACCACUAUACCCACCAUGACUACUACCACGGUUACUUCUACGAUCACCUCUUGCGUGCCGCCACCAGUCCCUACAUGCGACCAGCUUUUCGUUUGCGGUGCCGACCUGCAAUCUUGCUCUGGAACUUCUGGUUGCUUCUGCUUCGGAAGCGACAAAAGGCCUAUCUGCGCCAAUAUUGCUGGUCUCCAAGGUCGUUGCAGCGACUAUCCAUCAUGCAACACAGAUGCGGACUGCGCUGCUAGUAGUGUGUGUGACCCGUUAUGCUGUGGAAGUGGACUUUGUUACCCAGUGGGUACUUGCACAAAUUCUGCAGUGCCUUCAAGAAUGUUCAGAAGACGAGGUACUGCAGGAAAGGGUUUGCGUUUGUUGGAGUUACUUUACAACCCGAAUUGGAGAGACGUUGUACCUGGGGCAGAUAGUGCAGCUCGGAUGUAA
Alternaria arborescens is the source of this 795-nucleotide messenger RNA. RefSeq lists its product as hypothetical. The record is from RefSeq and is a predicted model, not a curated record. NCBI's taxonomy places the organism in Eukaryota, Fungi, Ascomycota, Dothideomycetes, Pleosporales, Pleosporaceae. The transcript has 3 exons. The coding region runs from base 1 to 795 and encodes 264 amino acids.